AACAGGAACAGAUUAUUACAGAAUAUGGCAGUGAAAAACAAUGGAGUGAUACCCAAAAUCUUCACAUUAGAGAGAGAAAAACUCGAAUAUAGAGAGAGAAAGCAAGAACAAGAACAAGAAGACGUGUUUUGCUUCAUCUUUGAACUUCAAAGCAUCCAGAGAUUUGAGCAAUGAGGGGAGUUCGAUUUGCGGUGGUGGUUGUUUUCUUAGUUCUUGGUGUUCUAGACUCGUUUUCGCUUGCUGCUAAUGUUACAUACGAUCAUCGCGCGUUGGUGAUUGAUGGCAAGCGAAGAGUCUUGGUUUCUGGAUCCAUACACUACCCUCGCAGUACUCCCGAGAUGUGGCCGGGGAUUAUUCAGAAAUCUAAGGAUGGAGGUUUGGAUGUGAUUGAGACUUAUGUGUUUUGGAAUCUACAUGAACCUGUUCGAAACAAGUAUGACUUCGGGGGAAGAAAGGAUUUAGUUAAAUUCAUAAAGCUGGUAGGAGCUGCUGGUUUAUAUGUACACGUACGAAUUGGUCCUUAUGUGUGUGCGGAAUGGAAUUACGGGGGUUUUCCAGUUUGGUUGCAUUUCGUACCUGGCAUUAAGUUUCGGACAGAUAAUGAACCAUUCAAGGCUGAAAUGAAGCGGUUUACGGCCAAGAUUGUUGAUGUAUUGAAGCAGGAGAAAUUAUAUGCUUCCCAGGGUGGACCAGUUAUUUUAUCUCAGAUUGAAAAUGAAUAUGGAAACGUUCAGUCUUCUUUUGGGUCUGCUGCUAAAUCUUAUGUCCAAUGGGCCGCAACCAUGGCUACAUCUUUGAACACGGGAGUUCCUUGGGUUAUGUGCAACCAACCUGAUGCCCCCGAUCCUAUUAUUAACACUUGCAAUGGAUUUUACUGUGAUCAAUUCACUCCAAAUUCUAAGAAUAAGCCCAAACUGUGGACCGAGAACUGGAGUGGAUGGUUUCUUUCCUUCGGUGGAGCCUUGCCAUACAGACCCGUUGAAGAUCUUGCAUUUGCUGUGACACGCUUUUACCAGAAUGGUGGAACUUUACAGAAUUACUACAUGUACCAUGGUGGGACAAACUUUGGCAGGACUACUGGUGGACCGUUUAUUGCUACUAGUUAUGAUUAUGAUGCCCCUAUCGAUGAGUAUGGACUGGUUAGGCAACCUAAGUGGGGUCACUUAAGGGAUGUCCAUAAAACUAUAAAGAUGUGCGAAGAAGCAUUAGUGAGCACAGAACCUGCAGUUAGUUCUCUUGGUAAAAACUUGGAGGCGACAGUUUAUAAGUCCGGUUCUCAAUGUUCUGCUUUUCUUGCCAACGUGGAUACUCAAUCUGAUGCGACGGUGACUUUCAAUGGUAACUCAUAUCAUUUGCCAGCAUGGUCCGUUAGCAUCUUGCCAGACUGCAAGAAUGUGGUGCUCAAUACUGCAAAGAUUAAUUCGGUAACAACGAGGCCAUCCUUUUCAAAUCAACCUUUGAAAGUUGAUGUCAGUAAUUCUGAAGCAUUCGACUCCGGUUGGAGUUGGAUAGACGAACCAGUAGGUAUCUCAAAGAAUAAUUCUUUUGUGAAACCUGGACUGUCAGAGCAAAUAAACACUACAGCAGAUAAAAGCGAUUACUUGUGGUAUUCUUUAAGUACUGAUAUAAAAGGCGACGAACCUUUCCUUGACAAUGGAUCUGAAACAGUCCUCCAUGUGGAUUCCCUUGGCCAUGCACUUCAUGUUUUCAUUAAUAAAAAACUUGCAGGAAGUGGAAAAGGUAGUGGCGACAAUUCUAAGGUUUCUUUGGAUAUCCCCAUCACACUGGUAUCUGGGAGAAAUACAAUUGAUCUGCUGAGUUUGACAGUAGGACUUCAGAAUUAUGGAGCUUUUUUUGAGCUGAGAGGUGCAGGGGUCACAGGUCCUGUAAAACUGGAAAGCCAAAAGAACAACAUAACUGUUGAUCUCUCAUCGGAACAAUGGACGUAUCAGAUCGGACUUCAAGGUGAAGAUUUAGGUCUAUGGAGUGGAAGUUCUUCACAAUGGCUUUCACAACCUAGCUUGCCUAAGAAUAAGCCUUUGACGUGGUACAAGACCACAUUUGAUGCCCCUGCUGGUAGUGACCCAGUUGCUCUAGACUUCACAGGGUUUGGAAAGGGUGAGGCAUGGAUUAAUGGACAAAGUAUUGGCCGUUAUUGGCCCUCAUACACUGCUUCAGGUCAAUGUUCUGCAUAUUGCAGUUACAAAGGAGCUUACAGCGCAAACAAAUGCCUUAAAAACUGUGGCAAACCCUCCCAAACUUUAUACCAUGUACCGCAAUCAUGGUUGAAACCAACCGGCAACACCCUAGUACUUUUCGAGGAAACUGGCAGCGAUCCAACUCGAUUAUCGUUUGCAUCGAAACAAUUCGGAUCUUUAUGUUCUCAUGUAUCUGAGUCACAUCCACCUCCUGUAGAGAUGUGGAGCUCUGACUCAAAACUACAAAAAUCAGGACCUGUACUCUCUCUAGAGUGCCCAUCACCCAAUCAAGUCAUUUCUUCUAUAAAAUUUGCAAGUUUUGGCACUCCUCUUGGAACUUGUGGGAGCUUUAGCCAUGGCAAAUGCAGCAGCCAAAAUGCACUCUCCAUUGUACAAAAGGCUUGCAUUGGAUCAAAAAGUUGUAGUGUUGACGUUUCGAUUAAAGCGUUCGGCGAUCCUUGUAGAGGAAAAACAAAGAGCUUAGCUGUGGAAGCCUCUUGUCAAUAACAAGGUAUACUUAGGUGAAUUUGAAACAUUAUGUCUAAUUCCUUGUAUAACUAAAGGAAGAGAGACAACUAAAAGAAAAGAAAAAAAGAAAAAUAGUAAAAGGAAGAAAGAAAAGGAGACUUGAAGAGGGGCGGAAAAAGGAAAAAAGAUCACAAUUUGGUGGAUUAUUUCUUGCAAAAGGAAAAUAAAAGCCAUCAUACUUGAUCAAACUGUAUAACAAUAAAGGUGACUUGGAGUUCUGUACUUCAUCUAUAAUUGUUUUUAUUAUUAUAAUUAUGUUAAAAAAGCUUAAAUUAGUUGCUA
Messenger RNA from Benincasa hispida (wax gourd), 3008 nucleotides. It is a transcript of the gene BGAL8, whose product is annotated as beta-galactosidase 8. Gene Ontology annotation, biological process: carbohydrate metabolic process. The record is from RefSeq and is a predicted model, not a curated record. NCBI's taxonomy places the organism in Eukaryota, Viridiplantae, Streptophyta, Magnoliopsida, Cucurbitales, Cucurbitaceae. Gene Ontology annotation, molecular function: hydrolase activity, hydrolyzing O-glycosyl compounds; carbohydrate binding.